GUGGAAAGAAAGAGCGCGAGUGGUGGGUAGGUGGAGGAGUAUAGAUGAGAGAUGAAGGCGACUUGGCGGGUCCCGUAGUCGUGAGUCACGAGUGCUGGCUGUGCUAUUUAAGCUUUUCUCUUGCUUUGGUCAUACGAUUCUGUCGGAGAGUGGCUAUCAAGACGUCCAUCGGCAUCGUGCAGCAGCAGCGGGGUCUCCGCGCGCAUGUGCGGCCUCUGGAACGCACUAGCAGCGGCAUUGCAGCAGAGGAAGGUUGAUCGCGGGGCAGCACCACAUGUGCCUUGGCGUGCAUUUGCGGCUUUGCCGGGGCUGUACAGCAAGCAGCAGCUCAAGAGCAUUAGAGUGCGCUUUACCACUCAUUAUUAUGACUCUCUUUGCGGGUAAUGGCAUCCAUCGUACCUACAAUGAGCGCGCGAGGUUUACUGACUUGAGAUUUGGGUCGUUGCAGGCUCAUCGGGUCGGCACCGUGCCGUACUCUCUCCGAAGACCGCACGGCCAGCCGCGCUAGAGGCAAAGGCUCACGCGGUCUGUUCUCAUGCAACCCCGCACGGCGACGUCAUCAAUGCCGUUCUCAGCUUGGUCGUCUCGGAGCGAAGGCCGCGAUUGGCCGUCAAGCAUCCGUGGACAAUGUGGGAGGGUGAGGGAAGGGUACGUGCGAGAAGAAGAUGAAUCGAGGUAUGGGAGAGGUUGUUCAGCCAGACUUGGUGGUGAGCGCAGGGCUAAUUCGGGGGAAGCGUCUCCUCGACUGCAUAGCGUAAGCUAAAGCGCGUGGGGGAUCGGUGUGCUUAGAAGCCGUAAUUAUCAUCGUGACGCGACGCGUGUAUGGAUGGACGAUGGUGCCAACUUUUGAAGCGGGAGUCGUGAUGAGUCUCCUUCGAGUAUCAAGUCCCGAAAGUCCAUGCAGCAGCGAGCGAUGAGCAAUUCCUCUCCGGGCAGAAGAUUUGCUUUCGCGAAUUCGUGCAAGGGACCAGCAAUUGCGAGUCUGCUG
Molecule: messenger RNA, 988 nt
Organism: Ceraceosorus bombacis
Lineage: Eukaryota; Fungi; Basidiomycota; Exobasidiomycetes; Ceraceosorales; Ceraceosoraceae
Source: the annotation of a GenBank genome assembly